This is a messenger RNA of Ipomoea triloba (trilobed morning glory), 3702 nucleotides long. RefSeq lists its product as uncharacterized. The transcript has 12 exons. The record is from RefSeq and is a predicted model, not a curated record. NCBI's taxonomy places the organism in Eukaryota, Viridiplantae, Streptophyta, Magnoliopsida, Solanales, Convolvulaceae. Gene Ontology annotation, biological process: telomere maintenance; DNA repair. Gene Ontology annotation, molecular function: DNA helicase activity. The coding region runs from base 1 to 3702 and encodes 1233 amino acids.
AUGAAGAGGUUGACAAAAUCUACAGUCAUAGGAUCUAAACGCAAGCAACAAGCAGACAACAAAGAAAAUGAAAAUUCGUUGGGUCAUGACAAUAGCAAUCCAACACUACAAAGCCAGUUGUCAUCUUAUAAGACUCCUAGACCUUUUUGUGGAGUUUUUCAAGCAUCCUUAUCUACGCCUUUGAGCGUAUUAACUAAUGAAAAUGAAAAUUCGUUGGGUCAUGACAAUAGCAAUCCAACACAACAAAGCCAGUUAUCAUCUUAUAAGACUUCUAGACCUUUUUGUGGAUUUUUUCAAGCAUCCUUAUCUACGCCUUUGAGCGUAUUAACUAAUGUAUGUUCAAAAGAAGUUAGUGUUCGUAACGUCAGUAAUCGCACACCCUUAUCUGCAAUCUCGAGCACCCCAACAGCAAACCAGGCUACAGAUUUAAGAAUGGAAUCCCUUACUGGUGGUCACACUCAUCAAACAGUAGGACGUUCACUCAAACCAAGUCUCCGUACUCCAAAUACUGUCUUCACUAAUGAUUUAACAAUGGAAUCCCUUACUGGUACUCACACUCAUCAAAGAGUACGACGUGUACUCCAACCAAGUCUCCGUACUCCAAAUAGUGUCUUGACUAAUGAAAAUGUUGCUAAUAACGAACCACAUAUAGACGCUGAAGUUGGUCCUUCUACAACACAUACCGGUUAUACUGAAUGUAUCACUAACUUAAUCAAAAAACCAAGUAGUCGAUUAAUGAAUGCAAACAAUCGGUCUCCUUCUGAUUUCCGUAACCUCCACAACGACUUCAAUGAAUGUAGCGAACAGGAAGAUACUGUCACAGAUGCUCAACCUGUUGAUUAUGCCGACUUUGGUGAUGCUUGUGAUUCAUGCUUACAUUGUGGGGCACUGUUUUGGUACGAGGAACGGUUGAACAAGUCAGUUCUUAACGGUAUUACUAAGUAUUCAUUGUGUUGUGGACAUGGAAAGAUAAAACUACCACCUCCCACAAAACCACCGAAAGAAUUAUAUGAUCUAUUUUUCACGGAUGGUCCGAAGAGAAACCAGUUCUUGCAAAAUAUCAGGUCUUACAACAAUAUGUUCUGUUUCACUUCAAUGGGUGGGAAAGUAGACAGGACAGUGAACAAUGGUGGUGGUCCACCAGUCUACCAUAUAAACGGCCAGAACUUCCAUUUGAUCGGUAGUUUGCUUCCCAUGGAUGGUGCUCAACCUAAAUUUGCCCAAUUGUACAUUCACGACACCGAGAAUGAGAUUAACAAUCGGGUUGAUUCAAUAAGGCAUGAAAGCGGUACAUCUUCUUUACACCUAGACGUGGUAAACGACAUAAAAAAAGCACUGGAUGACAACAAUGUGCUGGUUAAGUCAUUUAGAAUGGCUAGGUCUGAGAUUCAAAAUAACCCAAGAACUGAGGUCAAAAUGAGACUGCUAGGCAAGCGGAGCAAGGAUGCUAGGACCUAUAAUUUGCCUACAGUAUCUGAGGUUGCGGCAUUGAUAGUUGGUGACCUAGAUCCAGACAUGGGUUUCCGCGAUAUUCUGGUGGAGUCAAAAACAGGGAAACUUAAAAGAAUCAGUGAACUCAACCCUGCUUACUUACCUAUGCAAUAUCCUAUUUUGUUUCCAUAUGGAGAGGAUGGCUAUAGGGAUGACAUCCAAUUUGCAGCAGAUCGUAGUCAACUACUUGGAUCAAGGCAACAUUUAACACCACGUGAGUAUUUUUCUUUUAGGUUACAUGAAAGGAGAAGUGAACUUUCUACAUUGUUGCAUUCAAAGAGGUUGUUUCAACAAUUCUUGGUCGAUGCUUAUACAAUGGUUGAAUCUGGUAGACUUAUGUUUAUAAGAAACAAUCAGAAGGCAUUGCGUUGUGAACAAUACAAAGGGUUGUCUGAUGCAUUAUUUAGGGGAGAUGUAGACCCUUCAACCCAAGGGAAGAGAAUUAUCUUACCAUCAAGCUUUAUAGGAGGUGCAAGGUAUAUGAUACAAAACUACCAAGAUGCCAUGGCUAUAUGUCGUUGGAUAGGCUAUCCGAACUUAUUCAUUACAUUUACAUGUAACCCAAAGUGGCCUGAAAUCCAGCGGUUUAUUGAAGUUAGAGGUUUGCGGACAGAAGAUAGACCCGAUAUUGUUAGUCACGUCUUCAAAAUGAAGCUUGAUAGUUUGGUAAAAGACUUAAAAUCUGGAGAACUCUUUGGUCCCGUCAAAGCAUCGGAAAUUCCUGAUAUACAGAUUGAUAAAGAUUACUAUAAGGCUGUAGAAGAGUUCAUGGUGCAUGGUCCUUGCGGUGUUGCUAGAUUUAACUCACCUUGUAUGGUCAAUGGAAGAUGUACCAAAUACUUCCCCAAGAGAUUUGUUGAUUCAUCAAGUUUUGAUCAAGAUGGAUACCCUAUAUAUAGAAGGCGUGAUGAUGGAAGAACAAUAACAAAGAAUGGUAUUCAAAUGGACAAUCGGUAUGUUGUUCCUCAUAACAGAUAUUUGUUAUUGAGGUACAGGGCACAUUUGAAUGUUGAAUGGUGCAACCAGUCUAGAUCAAUCAAGUACUUAUUCAAGUAUAUCAACAAAGGAAAUGACCGAGUCACUGCCGAAUUCUAUAGGAGCUCAUCAGAAGGUAAUGGAGUUGAGGUUGUUGAUGAGAUAAACAUGUACUAUGAUUGUAGGUAUGUUUCAGCGUCAGAGGCUACUUGGCGGUUACUUAGCUAUGACAUACAGUGCAGAACUCCCGCCGUUGAGCGUCUUAGUUUCCACUUGCCAAAUAGCCAAACAGUAUACUUUCAAGAUGAUGAAGAUGUGGAAACCAUUUUGAAUCGACAGACCUUGGGUGAAAGCAUGUUUACUGAAUGGUUUGAAGCUAACAAGAAGUACUCUGAAGCUAGAUUGCUAAGUUAUAUUGAAAUGCCCAAUAAAUUUGUUUGGAAAAAAAGUGUGCGUCAAUGGCAGCCAAGGCAACGUGGUUUUUCAAUUGGUCGUAUUUUUUAUGUACCACCUGGUUCUGGGGAGCUUUAUUAUCUUCGUUGCCUAUUGAACAUAGUUCGAGGACCUCAGAGUUUUGAAGACAUCAAAACCUACAAUGGAAAAGAGUAUAACACUUUUAAGGAUGCAUGUUAUGCCCGUGGGUUACUAGAUGAUGAUCUUGAGUACAUUGAUGCAGUUAAGGAAGCUAGCGAAUGGUCUACUGCACAUUCUCUAAGAAAGUUGUUUGUCACGCUUUUAAUGGCAAACACAAUGGGAAGGCCUGAAUAUGUCUGGAACGAGGUUUGGUCGUAUUUGGCUGAAGAUGCUCAAUACAAUCGACGAAAAGUAUUAAAUGAUCAAGAUUUGUUUCUAAACGACCAAGAAAAGAAGGAGUUUGCACUAAUACAGCUGGAAAAGCUGUUAUUACUUUACAAUAAGAGUUUGAAGGAUUUUCCAGACAUGCCUUUAGUCUCAGGAGAGUUGUCUCUUACCACUAACAAUAGGUUGAUCUUGGAAGAGUUAUCAUACGAUCGUGAGUUUCUUGCUAAAGAAAGUCAGUUACUUCAUGCUCAGCUCACAGAUGAACAAAGGUCAAUUUAUGAUGCUGUUAUUUCUGAUGUUUAUUCUAACAAUGGUGGAUUGUACUUUGUUUAUGGGUAUGGUGGUACUGGCAAAACAUUUCUUUGGAGGGCAUUAUCAGCUUAUAUUAGAGCUAAAGGGCAAAUAGUUAUUAUAUUAGAGCUAAAGGGCAAAUAG